AUGAGAGAUUAUUAUUUAUUAUUUAUUUCUAGUCAGAAAGCAAAUGGAAAUAUUUCCUCCAUUAAAUGUCGAAUAUCUAAUACACAUUUAUUUGGUUUAUUAUUUGAUUUAUUAUUUGGUUUACUAAAAUUAAUGAAAACAAUUCUAUAUCCACAAACAUUUGAUCAAAACCCACAAAAACAAAAUCAAAUUGAUAUUAUUUUGUUAUGUGCAUUAUUAGAUUUAACAAAUUAUACAGAAGAAUUUAUACAUAUUUUAUUUGAAAUAAUUGAAGCAUCAGCAAAUAUGAAAACUCAUAAUAUUGAAUCAAAUGGUUCACUAGAAGAGUGA
This is a messenger RNA of Adineta steineri, 330 nucleotides long. NCBI's taxonomy places the organism in Eukaryota, Metazoa, Rotifera, Eurotatoria, Adinetida, Adinetidae. The record is from the annotation of a GenBank genome assembly.